UAAGCCGUCGCCCUACCUGCGCGCCGCGGCGAGCCGGGAGGUCCCCGCUGGCGUGAUGUCCCUGCUGCGGUCCCUGCAGCUCAGCCUGGCCGCGCGGGCCGGAAGCCGCCAGGCGGGGUCCCUUCUACCUCCGACGCCCCAGCCAUGGCACACGUUUCACGCAGGCCCUUGCCUGUCCUCCUCGGGCAAGGAGCUCCUUAUGAAGCUGCGGCGGCGAACAGGCUACUCCUUUGUCAACUGCAAGAAAGCUCUGGAGACCUGUGAUGGGGAUCUCAAACAGGCUGAGAUGUGGCUUCACAAGCAAGCCCAGAAAGAGGGCUGGAGCAAAGCUGCCAAGCUCCAUGGAAGGAAGACCAAAGAAGGCUUGAUUGGGCUGCUACAGGAAGGAAACGCAGCUGUAUUAGUGGAGGUAAACUGUGAGACAGACUUUGUUUCCAGAAAUUUAAAAUUUCAACAGUUGGUCCAGAAAGUAGCCCUGGGAACCAUGCUGCAUUGUAAGAGUCUAAAGGAUCAGCUCUCCACAUAUAGUAAAGGCUUUCUGAAUUCCUCUGAGCUUUCUGGACUUCCAGCUGGGCCUGACAAAGAAGGCUCUCUCAAGGAUCAUUUGGCCUUAGCAAUUGGGAAGCUGGGGGAAAACAUGACUCUUAAACGAGCUGCCUGGGUGAAGGUGCCAUCUGGGUUCUACGUUGGGUCUUAUGUGCAUGGAACAAUGCACAGCCCCUCACUCCACAACCUGGUGCUGGGGAAGUACGGGGCCCUGGUCAUCUGCGAGACAUCUGUGCGGAAAGUAAACCUGGAGGACCUUGGCCGCCGCCUGGGACAGCAUGUGGUGGGCAUGGCCCCUCUCUCUGUUGGCUCCCUGGAUGAUGAACCUGGAGGAGAGUCAGAGACCAAGAUGCUAUCCCAGCCAUACUUGCUGGACCCCUCCAUUACAUUGGGACAAUAUGUGCAGCCGCAAGGGGUGUCUGUAGUGGACUUUGUGCGGUUUGAAUGUGGAGAAAGUGAAGAGACAGUAGAAGCAGAUUAGGUUCCAAACACUUUGGGCCUAGAAUAUAAUAAUUACUCAAGUUAUUUCCUAAGCAUCUUUACCCCCAGAAUUUGUUUUUCUGGUGAAUUUAUAGUGCUCAUGAGUAAACUUAUUAAAUAAAUAUAAUAGAGCA
Messenger RNA from Dipodomys spectabilis (banner-tailed kangaroo rat), 1160 nucleotides. RefSeq names its product Ts translation elongation factor, mitochondrial (gene Tsfm). The transcript is spliced from 6 exons. Gene Ontology annotation, cellular component: mitochondrial matrix. Lineage: Eukaryota; Metazoa; Chordata; Mammalia; Rodentia; Heteromyidae. Gene Ontology annotation, molecular function: protein binding; translation elongation factor activity. The coding region runs from base 56 to 1027 and encodes 323 amino acids. Gene Ontology annotation, biological process: mitochondrial translational elongation. The record is from RefSeq and is a predicted model, not a curated record.